CCCAAAAAACCCCGCCUAUCAAAUAAGCGAAUCGUUUUCUCUCUCUAAAGCCACCUCUCUGGUUCUGUUUCUCUCCCUAAAACAAAAAUGGCUACUGGGCUGAUAAGGAGAGGCGUUUCCAUCGCUAGGGUUUCCUCAUCGGCGCCGUUCACCGCUCGAUUCGUUCCGGCUCGGUUUCAUGCCUCCGAAGCCGAAGCACAAAAGGUGGAGCCGAAGGCGACCUCAAGCACCAACCUCAAAACCUUCCAAAUCUACCGUUGGAACCCUGAUAACCCUGCAAAGCCUCAACUUCAAGACUACCAGAUCGAUCUCAAAGAAUGUGGGCCCAUGGUUUUGGAUGCUCUUAUCAAGAUCAAGAACGAGAUCGAUCCGACGUUAACUUUUCGCCGAUCGUGUCGCGAAGGAAUCUGUGGCUCUUGUGCUAUGAACAUCGACGGCUGUAAUGGGCUCGCUUGCUUGACCAAGAUCCCAUCCGGAAAUUCCUCGACGAUUACUCCUUUGCCCCACAUGUAUGUUAUUAAGGAUUUGGUCGUGGAUAUGACUAAUUUCUAUAAUCAAUAUAAGAGUAUUGAGCCUUGGCUUAAGAGAAAGAACCCGCCUCAGGUUCCUGGCAAAGAGAUAUUGCAGAGUAAGAAAGAUAGGGCUAAGCUUGAUGGGAUGUAUGAGUGUAUAUUGUGUGCUUGCUGCAGCACAUCCUGCCCUAGCUAUUGGUGGAAUCCUGAGUCUUACUUGGGUCCAGCUGCUUUGCUCCAUGCUAAUCGGUGGAUUAGUGAUAGCCGUGAUGAAUAUACCAAUGAGCGACUAGAGGCAAUAAAUGAUGAGUUCAAGCUCUACCGCUGCCAUACCAUAUUGAAUUGCGCACGUGCCUGCCCUAAAGGCUUGAACCCUGGAAAGCAGAUCAUGAAUAUCAAACGGCUCGAGCUAGUUGGUGGUGUUUAAGUUUGUAGAUUGAAGAGGCGUGAGGAUGUGCAUCUGACCAGUUAUGUGGGAUUUUUUUGAAGAUCCAUAAACUCUUUUAUAUUUCACUUAAUAAUAUUUUCUGCCAAUUGUAUUGUACAUCCCGUUGUAUUUAAAAUUAGGACUGGAAUGUGUUGCCCUUCUUUCUGAAUAAAUAUUAGAAGAACUUCAACAGGGCAAA
Messenger RNA from Jatropha curcas, 1138 nucleotides. It is a transcript of the gene SDH2-2, whose product is annotated as succinate dehydrogenase 2-2. Gene Ontology annotation, molecular function: oxidoreductase activity; 2 iron, 2 sulfur cluster binding; electron transfer activity. Gene Ontology annotation, biological process: respiratory electron transport chain; aerobic respiration; tricarboxylic acid cycle. Lineage: Eukaryota; Viridiplantae; Streptophyta; Magnoliopsida; Malpighiales; Euphorbiaceae. The record is from RefSeq and is a predicted model, not a curated record. Gene Ontology annotation, cellular component: mitochondrion.